AGGCAGGUAGUACUGGCCAUUCUCCCUUGCGGGUACGGAGGCGGAAGAAGAAGAAACCAGGCACGUAUCACACGUUCACCUUCUGAACCCUGCAGCGCAACUUUAGUACAGUCAUGACUCGGCUGAUUUUCACAUGCACGGCAAAUGGAGCUCUUGUUCCUGUUCUACAUGUUUAGCACAUCCCUUCCACAACCGGGCAUCCUUUCGGCGUUACGAGCCAAGGCUUGCCUCCAUCAUCUGCGAUAUGGUCCGGUCGUAUGCAGCCGACUCAGGGAGCUUCCAGAACCAAGGAACGCUGUAUACCGCUUGGCAGGCAUCUUCUCUCUCACAUCUGAAGCUCUGCUGAUAUUCCUUUCUGCGCUCAUUGCCAUCUUAGCUGGGCCGUGGUGCGAUACGUAUGGACACAAGGGACCACUCGUCAUCACGGUAGUGGGUGCAUUUAUGACCACGCUAUGCAGUCUCCUAGUUGCCUUCAUGAGUUCGGACUCGUCCAUGUGGUUCAACGUCCUGUCCGUCCUUCCACAAGGUUUCAGUGGCGGCGCUGUGCUGAUGCGUGCAUGUUGCUAUCACUCGAUCACGAAAGCGGUGGACCUCCAGUUGCUUCGCACAAUGCGAUUCUUUGCCCUGGACAUGUUUGGUAUGCUGGGCAAGUUCGGCGGCAUCGUCCUAGGCUGGCUUCUAAGCCACUCAAUAGGUUCCGUAGUGACGCUCGCAACCGCUGGACUGUGUCAAGCCGCGCUCUUGAUUUUCGUUGGCCAUAAGACGUACGUGACGGACUCAACAGCGUUUGACAGGGGAAUCCUUAGGAGGCUUCCGCACUUGUUCUCCAAGGCGAACGUUAUUGCUGCCUGUGACAUCUUCAGCGGAAGCAGAGAAAAUGUCGCAGCAACACUCAAGAGGUUGUUCUGGUUGCUUGCCCUGAUUACCAUCAUGAAUACGGGUCCGGAGGAUAUAUUGCAGCGGUAUACGAAAAUCCGGUUCGGCUGGUCGUUUUCUACGUAUAUUUGGAUAUCGGGAUUCUCCAACAUGGUCACAGCUGUAGGAGGCAUCCUGGUGGUAAUCUGCUUUAAGUUGGUCUGCUGUUCCGCGAUCCAACUCAUAUGGAUCGGAGUAACUUCAGCUGCGCUCCGGAAUAUCAUCAUCGGUGUGUCUACUUUUCCAGCACUGUUUUUCAUUAAUUACCUGCCUGCCAUACCACAGGGUGUUGGACCUGCUGGAGUAAAAGCAUCUUUCGCUAAAUUGGCACCUGCGGACGAAACUGGAAAAUUUUUGGUGCUUGUGACGUCAUGUGAAUCUAUGAUGGAAGCGGUAACUCGAGUCGUCGGCUCCAGCAUGUACGAAACAAGUGCGGCAAUUUACCCAGGACUUAUGUUCAUCGUCUUCGCAUUCUUUGCAUUUCCGGCAUUUGCCAUCAUAAGACUUGUCACGCCAGAAGCGGAGAGUGAAGAGGAUGAAACACACGACGGCUCCAGCUCGAGUUCGCGCGGUAGUUCGGUAUCUGUUCAACGAGAUAUCGACGCGGACGAGGGCGUCGUCGGACAACCACCUGCCGAGCAAGGCCAUACCGUACAGAAGCUAGAAGAAAGAAAUUCUGCUAGUAACGUCGUAAAAUCAGCAUUGGCCUUGCUUGCACCCCUCGGCCAAACGUCCACAUCCUUUUCGCCCGACAAGCCAGCGUCUGCCAAUAAGUCUUCAGUACUCGGGAUUACACCAAGCCUCCCAUCAGCUGAGCACAGCGAAGAACACCCUGCUGGCGGUGCAGUACCCGUAUGAUGCACGAGAAAGAUAACGCGAAUUAUAAUGUCAGUUCUGCCUCAUAUAAUAUAUGCUAUAUGGAUAUAUG
Ornithodoros turicata is the source of this 1843-nucleotide messenger RNA. RefSeq names its product probable peptidoglycan muropeptide transporter SLC46. NCBI's taxonomy places the organism in Eukaryota, Metazoa, Arthropoda, Arachnida, Ixodida, Argasidae. Bases 145 to 1773 code for a protein of 542 amino acids. Gene Ontology annotation, biological process: transmembrane transport. The record is from RefSeq and is a predicted model, not a curated record. The transcript is spliced from 8 exons. Gene Ontology annotation, molecular function: transmembrane transporter activity. Gene Ontology annotation, cellular component: membrane.